This is a messenger RNA of Alternaria atra, 603 nucleotides long. RefSeq lists its product as uncharacterized. The transcript has a single exon. The coding region runs from base 1 to 603 and encodes 200 amino acids. Lineage: Eukaryota; Fungi; Ascomycota; Dothideomycetes; Pleosporales; Pleosporaceae. The record is from RefSeq and is a predicted model, not a curated record.
AUGUUCUUCCAGAUGGACGAACCACACGAUGAACGCCUCCCGGUGAAGCUGCAAUUAAGUCAAGACAAACUACAGCAGGAAGCCAUCGCGCACUCAAGGCUACCCGAAGCUGACAAGAGGAACCCAACUACCGCUAUCAAACAAGUUACUGCCGAUAAAGCAGCCGCCGUCGAUGCAGAAGAGAUUGAACGUAUCACGGGCACAACCGACGAAGACACAGACGCCAGGAAACACGUCCCGAUACAGCGAAAAGCACGCAUGAAGACGACUCCCGCGCGUGCUCUCGAAAAACGUCGCCGCGAGGACGUACAAGCAGAGGCCGAGUUCCAGAAGAAACUGAAAGGCAACUACGCCGUUAGUGAGGCCAAACGCGAGGUGAUUCGAGGCAAGGAGGAAGAGUUCGUCAAGGGGGACCAGGCUGCAAGGAAAACCGCUCAGCAGAUCGAAGAUGCUCUCAAGUUUCAUUACCACUCGCCUUUCGGCGCGGGUGAAAAGGGCAUGAAGUGUACUGAGGAGGAGAUGCGGAAGGCUCUGACAGCAAAGGCGGCUAGAGGUGAGAAUCCUUUUCUCAGCUUCCAAGGGUCAGCAGGGGUGAAGCAGUAG